CGUCUGUGGUCCGUGCGCUCCGUGCGCUCCCCGGGAUGGCGAGCUACACCCGGGCGGCCCAGCAAUGGGCUACUUUUGGCAGAGCCUGGUACCUCCUCGAUGCAAAGAUGCAGCCCCCAGGAAAAAUAGCAGCUGCCACUGUAAUCAGACUUGAAGGCAGACAUAAACCAAUUUAUCAUGCACUAAAUGACUGUGGAGAUCAUGUUGUCAUAAUAAAUACAAGACAUAUUGCCUUCUCUGGUAACAAAUGGGAACAGAAAGUGUAUUCUUCACAUACUGGUUAUCCUGGUGGUUUCAAACAAGUGACAGCAACUCAGCUCCAUUUGAAGGAUCCAACUGCUAUUGUUAAACUGGCUGUUUAUAGAAUGCUUCCAAAAAAUCUUCAGAGAAGAACUCUAAUGCAGAGGUUACACCUGUUCCCCGAAGAUGUUAUUCCAGAAGAUGUAGAGAAGAACCUUCUACAAGWGAUUCCUCAGCCGCGCGCAGUUCCCAAGAGGUUAGAUGAAUACACACCAGAAGAAAUUGCUGCUUUUCCGAAGGUUUGGACUCCACCUAAAGACUUUCGAAGGAAGUAAUAACAAUAAAAGAAGUGCCAUCACGAGUGUCUCCCCUCCAUCAAAGAAAAUUCUUCUAACAUGGAAGCAUCUGUGCAUCUCAGUCAACUAUUCUACACUGAAUGUUUCUGAGGGCUGUUAGCAAACUUACGGUGUUUGAAACUGCUCUAAGAAUAGAUACUGUCUUGUUAAUACCAUCUGUACUGUGUAYUGUAUGAUCUGGUAUUUGUUUAUGACAUUUGGUUUGAUACUGUUAUUAAAGACUUGAGACCUUUUUAAUGAAAAUUUGCAUAGAAACAACACAUUGACUACUGAAAUGAACUAGCUCGCUCUUUAAGUUGCAAAUCUUGAAUUCCAUGCCAGAGGAGCAGAGAAUGAUUAUGGUCACCAGCCAUAAUUUUUCAUCCUUGAGCUUUGGCCAUCUUUUGAUACAUUGUGUUCUAAGGAACAAAAUGACAACUAGUUAUUUUUCAAUAAUUUGACUUUUUUCAGGCUACUAUUCAUCUGUAUCUAAAUCUUGGGUGUGCUGAAUGACAACCGCAAAACUGACUCUACUUUCUAGCUGCUGAAUGUUAUUAAAUGUCUUCCCAAUGGGGUUUCAUUCUUAACGUGGAGAUGUUGCAUGACUGUCAUUGGCAACUUCAUAACSAUAAGGUUCUGUCUGCCUUGGGAAGCAGCCAGGCAGAGCUGCUCCAGCUGGGCAUAGCUUUUGAGGAUGGCACACUGGACUCCAGUGCUGCUCACACCAAAACACCCAUUUCAGGAUGUGCAGUGUAUUUUCUGAAGUGACUCUUCCUCACUAGGAGGGCUGCUGAGGACCAACUGUAGAAUAGAUUUCAUUAAAGAGCUUGUUGAAAUAACAGGCAGUAAAGGCAGAUCACAGAGAGAUACUCUUCCUUUUCAUUUUAUUCCCUCUUAAGCCUAAAUCGGAUUUUCAUUCAAGUCAAAAUAAGCAAGCACAUGCCUUGCUUAUUUUAAAGAACAUAUUACAAGACAAAGCAGCAACAUUUUUAUUAUGAAAGCCGAAUGAGGAAACCAAAUUUAAGUGUUGAAUGAUGCAAAAAAGUCUUAAAAAUACUUAGCUUUUGCAGGUUACUUCCCUGAAAUUUCUUACUGCUUUCCUACACUGAAAUCUCUCAAGGCAAAGCUAUUCUGUAAAUAAGUGAAGCACCCGUUGUUUUCUGUGCUGUAGGAAAUGCUGAUAACAUAAUAUGCCAAAUUUAGAAUGUUAGGUGAGGAGAAUGAAUAUUCUGCAUCUCUUUCAUACAAGUAUCAUACCAGAAGAAAAAUACUGGUUUUUUUUUGUAAUCACAUUUCAUUAUGCAAAAUAGUGGUUUGGUAGAGGGUCUUUCUUUAGCAUCCAGAUGAGCUUAUCCCAGGAAACAUUCCUACCUCAUGAAUGUGCAGCUGUCAUUUCCCAGUCAGUAACUAUAUUUCAUUAACUAGGGAAAGUAUUUUUAAAAGCCCUAGAUUGCAAUAUAUCCUCUUUUCUGUGGAAGGACACACUACACAGGGUUUAUUGGCAAGAUCUUUGUGGCAUCAACUGUUCAUGCUGUGCUGAAUACUCCAGUCAGUGCCUCAAUUUCUUAGGUGGUCUGGAAAAAAUACGAAACACUGUUGAUUAUUCAAAGGCUGGAUUUUAGAGACAAUCUUGACUGACUGUGUCUUAGUUUUUUUUGUUUUUUUUUUUUUGCAAAGAUGCAAUUCCUGAAUAAUAUUUUUAUAAUUGGGUAGUGCUCACUAGUUAGUUACUUUUCAUUACCAUGGUAUGUCCAGCAAGUGACCAUAUAACCACUGACACCAGAAACAUUCUGGUUAGUAGGGUGCCAGUAAAUGGCACAGUAAAUAUAAAGUUAAAUUAACUACUGCUAUUGAAGCUUGUGCUUUAGUAUAUAAAUUGUUAUAAAAUUGGACAGAGUGUGGCCACUUCAUUAUCUCCAAGUCAUUUGUUUAAUUCAGUACAGGUACAUCCCAGUGGUGCGAGGAGGAGGUGGCAGUGGCAGCCACCUUCAGGGAAUCCUUCAGGGAAUCCUUCAGGCCGAGAUCACCUGAAUUCCCUGUGGGCAAAGGGAUGUUGUGCUGCUUCCUGUUGCUUCCCCCAGCCCAGGCCACUGCUGUGGGAGCCAUUGGAGUGGCACAGCACAGGUGACACUGACUGCAUGUCACAAGCACCCUCAGGGAUUUGGUCAGGCUGUUGCCAUCAGGCUGUUUUAUGGAGCAGAUAACACCAAUUGCCUUAUUUUGAUCACUUCGGCUAUGCUGUGUCCCUGCAUCCCUGGUUUUGUCCUGUCACCCUGUGGUCCCACGGGAACUUGAGAUUUGGAUAGUGUUGCAGGACAGCCAGUCAGGACAAAUUUAUUGAGCAGGAGACGCAGACUCUUCAAAAGACAACAUGAGCAGAAUUGCUUGAAAGCUGACUUUUUUCAUCAGUGAAUUUCUCAGUCACUUCCACAGGACCUGCAGGUCGGCAUAUCUUGGGUAGAACCCUGAGCUGUGUCAGUACAACAUGGAUGGGAGUGGGCCAGCCAGGCAGGGGCAGAGGGAGUUUGCCAUUGGGGUUAAUUAACAUGGGUGUUCACAACCAGUGCCAGCAGGGAAAUUAAUCCUGUGAUACAGGCAUUACUGUAUCUAGUUUUAAUAAUAUCUCUGAAUGUCAGCUGCAUGUGCCAGGCUCUGGUACCUGCACGUGUGUGAGAGCCGUGCUCACAUGGGGCCUCAGUGUUCUGUCAAGUGGGGUUAAGCUGCUGAAGAAUAAAGUCCAUAAACUGUUUUAUUUUUCUACCUUCUAUUUUAAACACAAGUGCAGGUAAGGAAAUUACAUUCAACUCACAUUUGAUCAACUUCUAUCACCUUUCCCCAAGAAAAUGGUUGGAGUCAGGGGUGAAAGACRUAAUGGGAAAACACAAAGACAACCUAGGAAGUUAUCCAGCCCCCAGGCAGAACGUGCUAGUCAUGUGUACAAGCAGUGUGCGCUACUAGUGAAGUUGAAUUCUAGGUGAGAUAAUUUGAGACUACAUAGUAAAGGUACACAUUCAUCUUCUUCCUGGUGAACUGAGGGAGCUGCUGGCAGUGGCCAGAGGCCAAACCUGACAGGCUUUUCUUUUCUGUAGAGUAUGGACAGACCCCUUCCCAGUCAGGAAURAGCAGGAAGACGGUCCUGGGAUGUACAGCACAACCUCUCCAUGUCUGAAUAGGAUUGAAGAAAGAGGGCGGUUCCAAACCUAUGCUUUUAACUUAAAUGGCAGUUCAAAUCAUUUUGACUCUUACCUUGUUUCUUUGUAGAUAAUGAAUUACUCUGUUCAGCUGGCUGGGUUGGCAUUUUGCCUUCCUCUCCUUAUUAGCUGAUCCAAGUACCCAUCUCAACUACACCUACCAGUCUUUUGACUUGGGCAUGUCAACAUGUGAAAUCUCACAUCCACAGCUGGUACAACUACUUCAGCUCAUAGUUGCUCUCUACAUUUGUCCAUAUAUAAUUCAAAAAAUAAGGCUAAAUGAUGUUUCUACCAAGUGUCUACAUCCCUUAAGAUAAAACUGUUGUCCAAA
Molecule: messenger RNA, 4097 nt
Organism: Malurus melanocephalus (red-backed fairy wren)
Lineage: Eukaryota; Metazoa; Chordata; Aves; Passeriformes; Maluridae
Gene: MRPL13
Product: mitochondrial ribosomal protein L13
Exons: 7
Coding region: 36-575 (179 amino acids)
Biological process (GO): translation; negative regulation of translation
Cellular component (GO): mitochondrial large ribosomal subunit; ribosome
Molecular function (GO): mRNA binding; structural constituent of ribosome
Source: RefSeq, a predicted model, not a curated record